Purpureocillium takamizusanense is the source of this 1577-nucleotide messenger RNA. RefSeq names its product ADP/ATP carrier protein (gene ANT1). The coding region runs from base 288 to 1313 and encodes 341 amino acids. The record is from RefSeq and is a predicted model, not a curated record. Lineage: Eukaryota; Fungi; Ascomycota; Sordariomycetes; Hypocreales; Ophiocordycipitaceae. Gene Ontology annotation, biological process: transmembrane transport. The transcript is spliced from 4 exons.
CGGCCCUGAGAGCUUGUCGUCUCGGCCUGCAUCGCGAAGCCAGGCCGUGUCUCCUUCCUUGUCGUGACAUUGCACCUUGUCAUUGCUGUCUUGUCCAAGCUGUCCUCGGCAUCGUCUGUUCUGCUUUCUGUCCUCUCCCUCAGAAAUCGACAACCGCUGCACCUGACUUGCCUGUUUGCGCCUCUCUGCUCCUCUGCCCCCCCCCCCGCAAGACUGAAAGCCCGUCCCGUCUCCUCCCAAUCUCCCACGACAGACCCCGAUCCGUCGCGACUGGCCCGGCCCUCAGAAUGGGUGCGCAAUCGAAGCCGGAGAUUUCUGCUUGGGGACGUGCCGCCGCCGGAGCUACGGGCGCUGUACUUGCCAAUGCCCUCGUAUAUCCGCUUGACAUCGUCAAGACACGACUCCAGGUCCAGGUUAAGUCCAGUAAAGCAUCCGCCGGCCUCGACGACAGCCCGCAUUAUGCCUCUACUUGGGACGCCAUUACGCGUAUAGUCGCCGACGAUGGCAUCAGGGGCCUCUACGCCGGCAUGAACGGCUCCCUCAUCGGCGUGGCCUCCACAAACUUCGCCUACUUCUAUUGGUAUACAGUCGCCAGGUCCCUCUACAUCUCCUCGGCUUCGACCACAGCGCCGUCCAUGGCCAUCGAGCUCUCUCUUGGUGCCGUUGCUGGCGCUCUCGCCCAGCUCUUCACCAUUCCCGUCGCCGUCGUCACUACCCGCCAGCAAACGGCUCGCGCCAACGAACGCAAGGGACUUCUCGCCACAGCCAGUGAGGUUGUUCAGGGCCCUGAUGGAGUCUCGGGUCUCUGGAGGGGACUCAAGGCCAGUUUGGUUCUCGUCGUGAACCCUGCCAUCACAUAUGGCGCAUACGAGCGGCUACGCACCAUGUUCUUCCGCGGCAAGAGCAGUUUGCGGCCCUGGGAGGCCUUUAUCCUCGGCGCCAUGUCCAAGGCUCUUGCCACAAUUCUUACCCAGCCGCUCAUCGUCGCCAAGGUCGGCUUACAGUCUAAGCCGCCACCAGCCAGAAAUGGGAAGCCUUUCACAAGCUUCAUUGAGGUAAUGAACUUUAUUAUCGAGCACGAGGGUCCAAUGGCUCUCUUCAAGGGCAUUGGACCUCAGAUCUUCAAGGGCUUCCUGGUUCAAGGCAUCCUCAUGAUGACCAAGGAGAGAGUCGAGCUUCUCUUCGUUCUCUUCCUGCGCUACCUGAAGUCGCUCCCGAGGGCGCAGCUACAAAGGGCCGCUCAGGUCGCUUCGGCGGCAGCUCAGCAGGGUGCUCGGAAUGGCACGAUGACGAGGCCCUUGACGACCUCCUGAGACCAUUUGCCUAGGACACACGGCAGCGCUUUGCUUACUUUACAAAAUUUCAUGUCUUGGUAGAAGCUGCCUGGACGUGGCGCUGGGGGUUGUCUGUUGACUUAGUUCCCUCACCAUUCUGUUUUCUGUUUGGCUUUGAAUUGCACCAUUGGAUGAGGGUGGAGGUCGGCAUGUAUCGCAACGGAAUGGGGCAGCUGCAGAUAGACAGACGUAUAUAUGGCGGAUAGAUCCCAAUGCCAGAUACUACAUUAGAAUUGCUUCAAG